This is a messenger RNA of Octopus sinensis (East Asian common octopus), 567 nucleotides long. Its product is annotated as craniofacial development protein 2-like. The transcript has a single exon. The record is from RefSeq and is a predicted model, not a curated record. Lineage: Eukaryota; Metazoa; Mollusca; Cephalopoda; Octopoda; Octopodidae. The coding region runs from base 1 to 567 and encodes 188 amino acids.
AUGGUACUUGAGAUAGAUGGAAAUCCGAAAACAACAUUGGUAUGUGUGAAUAGCCCACAUAAUUCGUCUGUGGUAGACGAGAUUGAGAAUUUUUAUACAACCCUUCGUUCAACCAUUGAGCAAGUACCUCUCCAUAAUUUUCUAGUUAUAGAUGGUGAUCUGAACGCUAGACUAGGACCCGAUGAGACCAAGUUUACUUUCAACGCUAGAACUAAUCGGAACGGGGAAAUGCUCAAAGACUUCUUAGAGGAAUUUAAUCUUUACACCUCCAACAAUUAUUUUAUGAAACCAAAAGGACAACUUUGGACAUUCGAGUCCCCACUUGGUGAUAGGGCACAAAUUGACUACCUAAUUUUUCGAAAGAAGUGGCGCAAUAGUGUUAAAGACUCGAGAUCCUACUCUUCCUUUCGUUCUGUCGGCUCUGACCACAGAAUUGUAUCAGCUACCGUUAAGCUUAGUCUUCGCUCAUCCAAAAAAGCUAAGCAUCACCCGAUGAAAACGAUCGACUGGGAGGAAGUCUCGUCUAACCCCGAUAUCUCCAAGCAAUUUACUAUUGAGGUCCUAUAA